UAUGUUCCCGCGCCGGACACGUCUUCCGGACCCAGCCGCUGGGGCCGGGCGGGGCAUGCCGCCUUCAACCGGAGCCGGAGCCCGUGGGGCUGCUCCCGGAACCGGAGCCGGCAGGGCUGCGCCGCCUGCGGCCGGAGCCGGCACCCGGCCCAGCGUGGUGGAGCUGGAUGAGAGCCCGGAGGGCGCCCCGAGCGCCGGAGAUGACUGCGCCGGCUGGGCCAUCCGCUGCGCCCGGAGCGACGCCACCGCCGCAGCCGACGACAGAGGAGCCGGCCAGGCAGGAACUGGCGAGGGACGAGCCGGCGCGCAUGGAGGGCGCCGACUCGCGUGCGCUGGUGAGGACGGAGACCCCAUCGGCGUCGCCGCAGGGCCUGCAUGUGGCCAAGGGCGCACUUCUUCUUCAGGUGCCGUCCGCCUCCGACUCCAGCCUCGGCUCGGCUGCCACCAUGGAGCAGGCGUGGCUCCGCGCCGACUCCUACGAGGUGACCAGCCGGGAGGGGAACCCCGGCCAGGCGUCGGUGGAGAUGUUCUUCUCCAGCCUGCAGGCCAACCUCAAGGCCAGGGCAGCCGAGGCCGCGGCUAAUGUUGCCAAGGUGGAGGAAGCCGGCAAGGCUGUGAUGGACCGGCGCACCACUCUGUAUAAUCGCGCCGUCACCCAUUACCACAAGGCCAAGCUGGACCGGGCCGACUUGGCCCGCGAGCUGGAAGCCGCCAAGGUUGAAGCCGCCAAGGUCCCGCAGCUGGAGUCGGAUCUCCGAGCCGCUCGCGCCCAGUGCGCCGAGAGCGAGGAGGCGGGCCGAUCCGCCGCCGGCAAGCUCAAGCUGGCUGAGCAGGAGUUGACGCAGCUGCGCCUGCUGGAGCAGAACCAUCUCGCCGAGCUCAACUCCCUCAGGACGGCGGAGAAGGAGAAGGUGGAUGAUCUGAGCCGGCGGCUGACGGAGGUGGAGAAGCAGCGGCUUGUGCUGCAGGAGGAGGUCACCGCUAAGUCCACGGAGCUGACGGCUACCGCCAAGCGCUGGACCGACGAGUUUAGCACGCUUGAUCGCGGCUUGGCGGCGGCCUUCCUGGAGACGCAGGACGCGGCUUUAGCAGCCGUUGGCGUCGCGCGCGACUCCAGGAGGCGGGAGACUGGCGAGGGCAGCUCAGAGUACUUCUCCAUGGAGGACCACAUGGCGUCCAUGGCUGCCCGCAUCGAGCCCAUCACCAAACUCAGCUGGGAGCUUCGGAAGGCGGCUGAAGAGCUGGUGCCGAUGCUGUGGCCUGAAGAGGCGGUGCCGCAAGAUAUCUCCGGCCUCAUCUCCUCGAUGGAGCGGGCGCCGGACCGCUUCCUCGACUGGAAGGAGUCGGCCACGCGCGCUGGUGCCGACAUGGCGCUGUCCUUCGUCCUCUCCUGGUACAACGAGGUGGACCUGGGGCAGCUCCAGUUCCGGCGAGCCGGCGUGGAGGACAAGCUCCCAGCCGAUCUCAAGGCCGCCCGCCUUGCCCGAGCCAGCGCCAUCGCCGACUUCGUCGACAAGGGCGCCUUCAUCAAUCCCGCGGAGACGAACGAGCGCACACCGCCAGGCUGCCCAAAUCACACGCGCCGUCCCCCGCCGCCUCGCCGUGCCAACGCCCCCGCCGCACGCAACCGCCGCCGCCGUGCGCCGCCGCCGCCACCUCCUCCUCGACCACCGCCGCACAACGCCGCCUCCUUCCUACGCCGCGCGCACGCAACCGCCGCGCGCCGUCUCCGCCACCUCCUUCUCCGCUGGCAACCGCCGCCGUCUCCACUGCGCGCAACCACCGCCGUCUCCGCCGCCUCCUCUCCGUCGGCAACCGCUGCCGUCUCCGCCACCGUCGGCCGCCUCCUCCUCGACCGCCGCCUCCUCUCCGCCGGCAAGAGGUGA
Messenger RNA from Lolium perenne, 1886 nucleotides. NCBI's taxonomy places the organism in Eukaryota, Viridiplantae, Streptophyta, Magnoliopsida, Poales, Poaceae. The record is from RefSeq and is a predicted model, not a curated record.